AUGCGCCCUUCCAAAUAUGGCCGUCAUCCAAAGUUUUUGACUAUUGUAACUCAUGGAGGUUGGGCUUCUGUAAUGGAAGCACUAACUCAUGGAAAACCAAUGAUACUAGUACCUCUGUUUGCCGAUCAGUACAGAAAUGCGCGCAUAAUGCACAGCAAAAACAUUGGAAUAAUACUGGAUAAAAAAAAUUUAACAGCUCGUAAAAUUAAACUGGCCAUUCAAACAAUUCUUGACAACAAAAUGUAUGAUCUUUAUCCUUUGAGCAGCCUCUCCAAGAAGUUUUCUGGGUAAGA
Molecule: messenger RNA, 293 nt
Organism: Enterobius vermicularis (human pinworm)
Lineage: Eukaryota; Metazoa; Nematoda; Chromadorea; Rhabditida; Oxyuridae
Source: the annotation of a GenBank genome assembly